This is a messenger RNA of Tarenaya hassleriana, 848 nucleotides long. RefSeq names its product protein SPIRAL1-like 5. The record is from RefSeq and is a predicted model, not a curated record. The coding region runs from base 151 to 444 and encodes 97 amino acids. Gene Ontology annotation, cellular component: cortical microtubule, transverse to long axis. The transcript has 2 exons. Gene Ontology annotation, biological process: cortical microtubule organization. NCBI's taxonomy places the organism in Eukaryota, Viridiplantae, Streptophyta, Magnoliopsida, Brassicales, Cleomaceae.
UCUCUCUCUCUCUCUCUCUCUCUCUCUCUCUCUCUCUCUCUCUCUCUCUCGAUCUUUAGUUGAAUAUACUACGAAUCGUCUGCACAGCAAGUUUCUAGGGUUUCUUAAUAAUUUCAUCAAUCGAAGCUAAAUAAUAUCAUCGAUCAAAGGAUGAGCCGAGGCGGCAGCUAUGGCGGCGGACAAAGCUCCCUAGGUUAUCUUUUCGGGUCGGAAAAUGAUCAGCCGCCGCAAACUCCUCAUCCAGCCGCUGCAAAACCAACGCCACCUUACGGAGUAGACGACGGCGACGACAAGCCCAAGAUUCAAAUCGCCAUCUCUAACAAUAACUAUCAUAGAGCCCAUGGCCAAAACUCCGGCAACUUCGUCACCGAUCGUCCGACUACGAAGGUGAAAUCGGUUCCCGGUGGAGGUUCAUCUCUUGGAUACUUGUUCGGCGAUAAGUAAGGAUUAUGAUCUGAUGAAAUUAGGGUUUGUCAUUGUCUACAGUACUUGGGCAUAAUAAUGGGAGGUUAAUCAUCUAAUCUUAUACAUGUGCGUGUAUAUAGAGAGAGGGAUACAUAUCUCUAUGUACAACACAUAAAUGUGCAAACUCCCAAACGCGUGUAUGAUAUGGCUUUGUUGUUAAAUUUCUUCGAGGAUCUUUAAGACUGGAAAUUGUAUAACAUAAGUGAUUGAGUUUUAUAUCAUAUAUAUAUAGUCAUAUGGGUAAUCUGUAUAUGUAUAUAUGUAUGGAUUGUUGUGACAAUGUAUUGAUAUAUCGGUUUCUUUGUGCGAGAAUUUAUGUAUGCCUUGCAGGACAAAUUAAGUUGUGUGUGUGUCGGGGCAAGACCUAUUUAAUUCGUAUGUAA